This is a messenger RNA of Anopheles moucheti, 3001 nucleotides long. RefSeq lists its product as uncharacterized. NCBI's taxonomy places the organism in Eukaryota, Metazoa, Arthropoda, Insecta, Diptera, Culicidae. The transcript has 5 exons. The coding region runs from base 535 to 2130 and encodes 531 amino acids. Gene Ontology annotation, cellular component: Golgi apparatus. Gene Ontology annotation, molecular function: manganese ion transmembrane transporter activity; calcium ion transmembrane transporter activity. The record is from RefSeq and is a predicted model, not a curated record. Gene Ontology annotation, biological process: manganese ion transmembrane transport; Golgi calcium ion transport; Golgi calcium ion homeostasis.
UUUCCGCGGGUUGGUCCUUGUAUACGUUUUCUUUUUGUGGUCACUUCGGUUGCCGUCGCGGUUACUUCCCUUGCGCCAGGUGCAUGCUACUCCCCCGCUCCUUUAUCGUGUGUUCGAAGUGGCAAUUGGAGAACGAUAGACGGGUCGGCGUGUAUCAGCGCGUAUUUUUAUCUCCGGGUUGUAAAGCUACGUGUUUCCAAACGGCGUCUAUCUGACGCGGUUGUUCUCCGUUUUUCAGUCUGCAAAGUGGCAGGAAUCGAAUUCACAUCAGUGUUACACACGAGUGUCAUUAACGUGCCGUGAAAAUAUUUCAGUGACCGUUUGUCUGUCCUCCACCGUUUGUAGUCUACGCCAUCGUGGAACGGAGGAAAAUAAUCAACAACCACUAUUCUGCUACAACGCAACGCGGUUUCGUAAAGGAAAAUUGAGUUUCUUCCAACUAUCGCUUACGUCGUAUUGAUUAGCUGGCACCUUGUAGGUAGCGGAAGGUGCCUUCGACAUUGAAUCCCACCACCAUCCUCGCGUUAGCUGAAAAUGUCUGGGAAAAGUGUGAUGAACAAAUUCGUUAUAAGAAAUAUCGCCCAACGGCUCGUGCAUUGUAUGUACGUAUGUGUUUUCUAUCUGAUACUGCUAUGCAUGCUGGAUACGGCCGGCAUAGGGGCGGAUAAGAUGCCGCAGGAAGACAUUUCCGUCGUGACCGAGGUGGAUGAGCUAUCUCCGGAUGGAAGCAGCAGUGCACCAACCGAAGGAAAGACACUGCUUUCGUCCGACAUUGGGUUUGUGCACGCCUUUGCUGCCUCGUUCAUGGUGAUUAUCGUGUCCGAGCUUGGCGAUAAAACGUUCUUCAUCGCGGCUAUCAUGGCCAUGCGGCAUCCACGGUUAACCGUGUUUGCUGGUGCGAUCACUGCACUUGCCCUGAUGACCGUGCUAUCGGUGAUGUUCGGUAUAUUGGCCACGAUCAUACCGCGCGUCUAUACCUUCUACAUCUCGACCGCGCUAUUUGCCCUUUUCGGGUUUAAGAUGCUGUACGAUGGAUACCACAUGUCAGCGACCGAUGCGGCCGAGGAACUCGAGGAGGUGCAGUCAGAUCUGAGAAAACGCGAAGAUGAGCUCGCCCGUUCCAUGAGCGGAAGUCGCAAGGAAACGGUCGAACUCGUCCCGCUAAGUGAUACGGAGGACCAACGGACGAAACAUUCUGGCAUCUUGCCCCGCCGCCACGGUCCCAACAAUGGCUCGUUCCAUUCGCUGGCCGAACAGCAGCAGAACCACACAACGUCUUCCGGUGCAACGCUUCGCCUGUCCGCGUCCGCCACCCAGCUGACCGCGGAAGGUCACCAACAGCAAACACCCGUAGUAUCUCGCAGUAAAUCUGGAAUCUCAACGGAGCACGGUCCCAACGAUGGGACGUCUUCCGUCGCCAUCGCCGCAGAGAGUGGCCAUGAAGGAGGUGGAGGUGGAGGAGGAGGUGAAAGUACCGCACCCACCGGUGGUGGAACAGUGCUGGAGUCUUCCCGCAGCAAGCUGUUACUGCUGGACGGUGGCGGUGAGCGUGGCGAGCAGAGACAACGGUUGCGACCAGCGACCGGCAGCAUUCACUCGAACGGAUCGGUUCAUCUGGCCGCCGGCGCCGGUGUACAAGAUGCUCAUCCCACCAGCAUCACCACGGCGAUGGCUGGUACGACGAUGACCAACGGUGCAGCAAAUCAGCACAAAAUGCACGAACGUGAAGUCAGUGCCGGUGGCAAUCUGAUGGGCCAGGAUGCGGAAACGGGUGGCAGCACCAGCCGGCGAGGGGCGGGUCGUGGACGGAACAACAGUGCCUUCAAGAUGCUGUUGCGUAUCUUCGUGCAGGCGUUUACGAUGACGUUCGUGGCGGAAUGGGGCGACCGGUCCCAGCUGACCACCGUGAUAUUGAGUGCGCGCGAAAACAUUUACGGUGUGAUUGCGGGCGGUAUUAUUGGGCACUCGAUCUGCACCGGACUGGCUGUGAUCGGUGGGCGUAUGAUCGCCCAACGAAUUUCCGUCCGAACUGUAACCCUCGUCGGUGGUGUUGUGUUCCUGUUGUUCGCCCUAAGUGCACUGCUGUUUGGUCCGGGCGAAGAAGAACCUGUGAAGGUGCCUGUUCCAUAAGAAGCCAUCCCUCCGCCUCCAUACGAUCGACAAACUGCUUGGACUGGUUCCACGGUUUGCUGUCUAGUACCACAUACUAUACUUACUAUACCACAGACCACCAGCAAAUCCUGACCCUAUAUUGUUGUUUAAAUGUGUUGAAUAAGGAAUUGGAGGAUUUACCAAUACCCAAUAACGAUGAGAAAAAAAAACAAUCGAACUAAAGGACGAAAAAUAACACAAAUCUCCUCAACUGGCGACCGAUGAGAACAGCGGUAAAAUAAUAAUGUGCAAUCUGUGUGAAUCUGUGUGUGCCUCUGCCGGAUGGUUUCUUACUUUGACUCCUACGGAAAAGGCAUUUAGCGGUAGAUUCAAUGUGCUUACUUUAUGGAUGAUCAUCAAUGUAAGAUUGUAAAAUACAUAUAUUGGAAAAGAAACGAAAUCCUAACUAGGUCGUGCCUACGCUACCACCAGCUUACAAUCAAUAUGAUUUUAGUCACUAGAACAACAGUGUUGAAUGAAAUUCGAUAGUGUGUGAGUACACGCAGGGAGCGGGCGUGUAACAACAGAAGUAGGUACACCAUUGGAAACAAAACAGGGGGCGUAGAGAGAAAAGUAUUGUUUUUGUUUAGUUACUAAUAUUUUAAGCAUAUUCCUUCAAGUGUGUCCUUAUGGGUAAACAUGAUUAGUUCCAUAGCAAAGAGACAAAAAUUCUUCAGUGAGAUCAAAAUUCCACGAAAACGGGCAUAGUUUACGGGGCACCAAAAGGGAACACAGAACAACAUGCAAUCGAAUACGGAAGCGUUAGAUGAAAAGUGUGAAUACGGGAAGGAGAAGCUAACUGUAAAAAUGAAUAAAUAAAUAAAUUAAUUUCCUGUUAUUGGGAUGAAGU